AUGAAGGUCUGUGUUCUUGGGCUUCUUAUGACUAUGCAGCUACAUGUGGUGCUAUCUGCUCAAGGCCACUACGCGCAGAAACUUUUAAACACUUUGAUGGAGAACUAUUCUAAGGCUCUGAGGCCUGUGGAGGACACUGACAAGGCGCUCAACGUUACAUUGCAGAUUACACUCUCGCAGAUCAAAGAUAUGGACGAGAGAAAUCAGGUGCUGACCACAUACCUAUGGGUGCGCCAGAUCUGGCAUGAUGCUUACUUACGCUGGGAUAAAGAUGAGUAUGACGGCCUGGAGGUCAUCCGCAUCCCUAGUGACCUGGUCUGGAGACCUGACAUUGUUCUUUACAACAACGCUGAUGAAGAAGACUCAUCAGGCCCUCCUGACACUAAUGUAGUGCUGCGGUACACGGGGGAGAUCACAUGGGAUGCUCCUGCAAUCACAAAGAGCAGUUGUGUAGUGGAUGUCUCCUACUUCCCUUUCGACAGCCAGCAAUGCAACCUUACGUUUGGUUCCUGGACCUACAAUGGCAACCAGGUGGACAUCAACAUGGGUGGUAUGGAGAGCGGUGACCUCUCAGACUUUGUGGAGAAUGUGGAAUGGGAAUGUCAUGGCAUGCCAGCUGUCAGGAACGUAAUCAUGUAUGGCUGUUGCUCAGACCCGUACCCGGACAUCACCUAUACGGUGCUGCUGAAACGCCGCUCGUCAUUUUAUAUCUACAAUCUGCUCCUCCCCUGCUUUCUAAUCUCCUUCCUGGCUCCACUUGGCUUUUACCUCCCAGCUGACUCUGGAGAGAAGGUCUCACUGGGAGUCACAGUGCUUCUUGCCCUCACUGUCUUCCAGAUGAUGGUGGCUGAAAGCAUGCCACCGUCUGAGAGUGUGCCACUCAUUGGUAAAUACUACAUAGCCACAAUGACAAUGAUAACAGCCUCCACCUCAUUGACGAUCUUCAUCAUGAACAUUCACUUUUGUGGUGCAGAAGCCAAACCAGUACCCCACUGGGCCAAAGUCCUAAUUAUUGACUACAUGGCGAAGAUUUUCUUUGUGUAUGAGGUAGGGGAGAACUGCACUACUCCUCAAAGUGAAUGCGGUCCAACUUUUGCAGAAGAUCCACUGGCUAGUUUGGAAAAUUAUGACUAUUUCUCCAGCAGCUUUUACAGCAGUCAAAUAUAUGAUGUGUCUAUUAAUCAGUAUAACAGGUAUAAUAACUGUGGAAGAGAUUGCCAUAAUGCCAGAGGUCACCAGUCAAACGGCUACCAUUUUAAUGCCCUGAACAUGGCACACAUGCCUCAACAGUUCUCAUCAAGACAGAAAACACAGCAGCCCAACAACAUACACCACAUUGGGCGAGAUGGCAAUGCAGUUAACCUAAAGGAGGAAAAACUAAGACAAAGUGAUCUCUCUAUUUCUGAAAAACUGAACGGAUAUACCUAUGAACAUGGCUCUGGCUAUCAGCACAAUAAUGAGUACACCAAACCAUAUACAGUGGAAGACUACGGUAAAAAGACCAGCACGGAAAAGUGCAUGUGUGUGUGCGCUCAGCACCAGAAAGUGGUGCAGAACAUUGAGUACAUGGCCAAUUGCUUCCGUGAGCAAAGGUCCAACCAAGCCAAAGGAGCAGAGUGGAAGAAGGUUGCCAAGGUAAUGGACAGGUUUUUCAUGUGGGUGUUCUUCAUCAUGGUCUUUCUCAUGAGUAUCCUCAUCAUGGCCAAGGCAUCCUGA
Molecule: messenger RNA, 1716 nt
Organism: Clarias gariepinus (North African catfish)
Lineage: Eukaryota; Metazoa; Chordata; Actinopteri; Siluriformes; Clariidae
Gene: chrna9a
Product: cholinergic receptor, nicotinic, alpha 9a
Exons: 6
Coding region: 1-1716 (571 amino acids)
Biological process (GO): chemical synaptic transmission; signal transduction; monoatomic ion transmembrane transport
Cellular component (GO): neuron projection; postsynaptic membrane; synapse
Molecular function (GO): acetylcholine-gated monoatomic cation-selective channel activity; transmembrane signaling receptor activity
Source: RefSeq, a predicted model, not a curated record